CUCAUUCGUCGAAUGACACACUCCACUUGGAGUCCAUAUGCACGGGUCCAUAUGAAAGUAUAUACAUGUACCAAGAGAGACACUGGACACAAUUGUCAAGCCAAAGUGGCCGGCCCGUCAGUCAGUCACUGCGUGAGUCUGAAUAUUAUGGUGUGCAGCUCUUUGCUGCGCGGCAGGCCGAUGUGGAUGGGGUGGUCGGGGGACACCUGGCCCUCCCACACCAAUACACCUGCAAGCGCCCACCCACAGACACACACACAUACACAGAUCAAAGGACGCUUGGUUGUCUUUCUCGGUUUCCUACCUACCUACCUUUCCUGUCGGACUGGUAGAUGGCUUCGGUGAGGAUCUGCAUCAGGUGUCGGUACUGGAAGGCUCGGGAGCUCACCAGCGCCACCAGGUAGCCGUCGGGAGCCACACACUGAACAGAGCGACGCAGACACAACACACCAUACCGUGCGAGUGUGGACAAGACAGACAGGUGUGUGAAGGAUGGAGGGAAAUACCUUGGCAGCGAGGUUGAACAAUCGGAAGAACAGCUGCUCGCCGCGAUCGAGCUGACACACAGAGUUGCAACCAUGCACAAGACUCGCACUCUGUGUGUCCAUACCGCGGUUUGGUGAAUGAGAGGCGUCCAGUUCGGCGGGUCCGCAAUCACGAUGUCCCAUUGCACUGCGCAGUCAAGACAUAGUCAGACGGACAGACAGAUAGAAGGAGGAACUAGCAUCCGUGCGGGCAGGGGUGUGCAGCCCACAUCGCUGGUCUAUGGCGUCUUGAAGGUAUUUGAACGCAUUGGCCCGCUGGAACAGCACCCUGUCGGCCACGCUCGCAGACUGAGCUGCCCACUCACCUGACACACACACACACACACACACACACGUGCAAUCCAAGGCCAUCACACACACGUGCAUUGGUUGCAUCAACCUAUCCCCACCACUGACACAACAUACCUCUUUGCAGGUACGGGGCGUGGCUGUCGACGCACGUGACCUUGCUGGCCUCACCCCUGGCCGCAGCCGUCACACCGAAAGCUGCGACACACAUGCAGGGAUGUAAAGAGGCAGUGUUGAUGCGAUGCGUGUGUGUUUCUGUCUGUUCGUGUACUGACCUCCCACGUAAGAGAAAAGGUCCAGGACUGUCUUGCCCUUGGCGAGCUGCGCCACCUCCUCCCGCACAGGACGGCGGUCGAAGAACCAGCCUGUGCUGGGGGAGUCCAUCAGGUCCACUUGGAAGGAGCAUCCCGCCUCGGGAAUUGUGACGGUGGUCUCACACACAUCAGACACACUGCUGCCAUCUGGAAGCAACCACACGUAUGCACGCACCGUCAAUGAGGGCGUGUCCAUGUGUAUCUGCCCACCUUUCUGAUAGGGCAUAUCUUUCCACAGUGCGAGUCUCUCCUGCCGCCUUCGAAUCGAGUCGUUGCGGUGGAUGACGGCCGUCAGGUCCCCACCCAUGACGUCGACCAGCGCGCCCACAAUGCACUCGCGAAGCCGCUCCAUGCCACCUGUGAGGUGCUGCACCACGCAGAUCGACCCAUAUCUGACAUAUAUGAACACAAAGACACACAGAGGGAGGGAGAAUCAAAUGCAGCACAGCAUGUGCAUACGUCCGCUCCCCGCCCGACCGUGUGACCCACCUGUCGAUGACCAGCCCCGGCAGGUCAUCUCCCUCCCCGUUGACAAGGCGGCAGAAGACUGGCCCGUGGUCGUCCCUCUGAAUGGCUCUCCUGUCCCUCCCCAGCGGCAGGUGCCGCCGCAUCUCCAUCGCACGCCGGAUCUUGCCCGCCAGGAAGGCCCGGUCGACGGGCAUGUAGGCAUUGUCGCUCACGACGCGACCCGCUAUCAGGCUGUGAAUCGUGUAGGUCCCCACCCCUGCACCACAGAUACGUGCGCACGGAUCAGCAGGCCGGCGUUGCGUGUGGUUGUAUUAGUGUGGGAUUACUACCUACCGUGUCCAGUGCCUUCGCUGUCGAAGAUGUUGACAAUGCACGGUGAGAGUGGCCUGAGCUCCUCGAAGUUCUGCACCUCGUUAGAAUAGAUCCAGGGCAGCUUGUUGGCCAAGGACAGGUCGAAGUGAGUGCUGCCCUCUGGCGGACGGAUGCGCAGCGUGGGGCGGGUGGAAGGGUCAUCUGCGUAUCAGCAAUGCACAUGCAGUCGUCAUAAAUAUUGGGUGGGUGCAUGCCUUGUUGCUUGCUUGCUCGCUGCUGACCUGUGAGUGUCGGCAGAGGGCCAGAGGGGUACGCCAACGCACUCGCCUCAUCCGUCCCCCCUGCAGGAGAUUCUCCAUCUUCGCGCUGCGGGAUGCCCUGGGGAUUCGCAUCAACGGCGUCGUGAGGCAGAUGCGCAACGCCCCUUACUGGCUGGAAGGGCAGUGAAUGCACUCGCAGAUUACGUCGCCUUCGCGCUGCUGCCGGCAUGGGUGGCAUUCGGCGAGCAAUGUAGCUGGGGCAUCGAUUCAUCAAUCGAUUACGUCACGACAAAGCGGGAGAAGUGCAACAUCCAUGCAGAUCUG
Messenger RNA from Vitrella brassicaformis, 2511 nucleotides. The record is from the annotation of a GenBank genome assembly. Lineage: Eukaryota; Vitrellaceae.